Messenger RNA from Alternaria rosae, 2491 nucleotides. RefSeq lists its product as uncharacterized. The coding region runs from base 166 to 2280 and encodes 704 amino acids. The transcript has 4 exons. The record is from RefSeq and is a predicted model, not a curated record. Lineage: Eukaryota; Fungi; Ascomycota; Dothideomycetes; Pleosporales; Pleosporaceae.
AUCUGCGCAACCAAGACUCUUUGUGCACGGGCCCACCAGGCUAAGGUACGCUCAGCUACUUUAGCACCCUUCAGUCCCUCGGUUACCAUAUGAUCGUUAUUGUGACAGACGCGUGAAUGUCGCACUUGCCACACACUAGUGGAGGUGACCGCUCUAGUAUCACCAAUGCCGCCGAAGAAAGACCAACUCUCGCCACUGGACUUGCGCCAAAAAGCCGACGAUCACGGCAUUCGAUUUCACGGACCAGUACCCCCAACAUCAUGGAAGAAGGGGUACAGACACAAUUUUAAAGUCAUACGCGCACUCCAAUUCUUGCGCUAUGAAGAGUACCUACAGAACGAGCGCAUUCCUACCGAUCGUAAAGAGAACUACAAGAAAGGCGUCAAGGAACUCCGAACGCAAGUGCAAGAUCUACUCGAUGAAGCUAAUGCCAACGAGGCGUCAUGGCGCGAUCUUGAAAGCCCCAUAUUCGACAGAUUUCGCACACCAGUUAUCUGUCAGAUUAUGAGGCGUUUCCUUUCAACAAAGAGCGUCGGAGCAAGCUUAAUGCUAAACGAAACACUAGAAGGUCCUGCACCUGCAAUAGUAGACGGCCUCGAGAACAGACAAAAGACUAUAAAGGAGGAGCUUAUAAGCCACGUAUCUGGAGACAAUCUUGACUCUACAAACAUUUCCAUGCGGCCAGACGCCGUGAUUGGUUUACGAUCUCCAUCAUCGAUAGCCCGGAAUGAAACCCAUUAUCCGGCGAAGAAUAGACCCAAUCUAUUCCUACCAUUUCUCGUUAUCGAAGCGAAGAAGGAGAAAGAUGCGCCAGGGUUUCGAUCAAUCCAGUACCAGACCGCCUUUCCUGUGCGACGAUUUUUGAUGGCCCAGUCUGACAUAGAUAGUCGCGACGAUACUAGCGAGCCUUGCCUAGUCUGGUUCUUCGCGUAUCAAGGUGAGCAAUGGCGGUUACAUGCCGGCACUCUGGAUGAAGAUAAAGUAAGAAUCUUCGAUCUGUGGCAAGGGACCAUACAGUCACAAGACGGGGCGCUGCAACUACUUCUAAUCGUUGAUUUCAUCUGGUCAUGGGCGCGGGACGUAUAUCGCACAGCUAUCAGGGAGCUCAUUGCGAAUUCAAGGACCAGCUUUGAUAGUGUUUCCCCGGUUUCCACAGAUCGAUUCCGCCACUCAAUUUCACUUUGUCCCACCUCAAGUCCGGCGCCAAAUUCCCAGGAUCUAGAAGGGAUACAGGUCGAUGGGACUGUGAACGGGUACGAUCGAUCCCAGCGACAACAAAGUACAGAAGAAGUAGCUCUCCAGGACGCGAGGUCUGAGCCAUUCCUUCGCUGGGCAGUCGGUCACCCAAAUUCACCUUCCUGGACUGCGUUCGGAAGCAUUCGCCAUGCCAACAUUGUUCAGUUUGAGUUUCAAUAUCACAAUUACUGCGCAGCCGCCGGUUCGUGGGAAGAGCGCCGGCUCUCGAACAAAGAUCGAUUAUUCAAGACAGUUUCAAAGGAACACUCCAUCAGGAUAUCUAGGGAACUUUUAGAUGAUGUCGCAUAUAUCUGGGGAACGCGCAUUCAACCGGACUGGGGCCUUGGACUAGCAUGUGCAUUGCGAGCCACCUUCUACUUCCAUACUUACUGCGACAAAUCUUCAUGGCAGAUUAAGCGAGUAUUACAUUGCAUGAUAUGGGAAGCAGAGCAGCUUCCUGUACAUAAGAAUUGCAACACGAAAGACCUCAUGACAGCCAUGUUGCUAGUUCGUAGCUUUCACGGUAGAGACUCGGCAUCGCAUGCUCUACGAUCUACGGGUUUGAUUCUGCGACCAAAUCAAGGAGAGGAAGGUCCAGAGUGGGUUCCGUUUCUCCACAUCCAUCUAUCGGAGAACACACGUGAUAUCCUUAGCGGGCUUGCAGCUGGAAGUAGUCAAGAUGUUGAACGUGUACGUCACAUCAGCCUCGACAAUGGGCUUUUACAGAUUGCUACCGGUUCGGAAGAGCAGCAUCAACGCGUACCCGCAUCAUGGGGAAGGGACACCCGAACUGGAGACUCUCUGAUUGCUAUUCGUUCCUCUUCAUGGCCUGAUACGAGCCCCAGGUACUGCAUGUUCGUACUCUGCAAGACUGGCUACGAAUCUGGGAGCGAACUGUUAAAUCUUCUCGAGAAAGCCGCUUUCACAAAAAAUACCUAUGCAGAUCCCAACUGUCAAUGGGGUGAGGAUGACAAACGGACAAUCCGUGCCGGACUCUGCCAAUGGCGCGAAGCUCUUGUGCGGGAGACGACGAACACUGCGUAAUCGCGUAGAGUAUACUUCGAGAAUACCAGUGCGCAGUAGCGCGCGACGAUAUGGAACCUGUAGUUUAUGGAGAGCUUCCGCAUAACAAUACCAGCCGCCUGCGAGGAGGGAGGUGCAGAACCAUCCACAAGAGUCAUCUAUCAUCAUGAGCUAGAGAGUAGAUACGCCAGGACAGAAGUCACCUACAGCACCUAUGGAAAACUCCAAAUAA